UAUUACCAGAUGCUUUCUCUGCAUAUAGAUACAAAGCAUUAAUGAAUGGACCUUUGGUAUUAUAUUUGAAAGGUAAGACCUUGCAUAGUUCAGGUGUUACUAAGACUGGUAUUUUUGAGGCAAAUAUGUACCUGGCAGAAGAUUGUAUUUUAAGUUUGGAACUUAUCAUUAAGAAACAUGAAUCAUGGAAAUUAAAAUAUAUAAAG
Messenger RNA from Racocetra fulgida, 206 nucleotides. Lineage: Eukaryota; Fungi; Glomeromycota; Glomeromycetes; Diversisporales; Gigasporaceae. The record is from the annotation of a GenBank genome assembly.